AUGAAGAGAAUACGAGAGCCAUUUGAAAUAAAUUCAAAGAAGAAAACUCAGAAGCUGGGGGAACCAUCUGUAUCCAAACCACCUAUGCCUUUGGUCUCCUCCUCUCCAAGCAAGUCUCAACCCUCUGAAUCUCCUACUUUACAUUUAAGGCAAUUGCCCUCUUCCUUACCUCAACCAUCCCCAAUCUACACACACUAUGAACCUACAACAUCCACCACAAAUCCUUCUGAAACUCAUACCUCUAACCCACCAUCACCUCCCCUUCAACCCAUUAAUCUAACCACCACAACACUACCAAUAUCUGAGGCCCUAGUAUUUAAUAAACCCAUAUCACCACCCUCCUCCACUCCCUCAUCUCCACCUUACUAUAAUAUCUCAUUUGACUCUGACCAUCCUGAACCAUCUGACCCUCAAAUCGUUACUCUUGCGCAACUCCAAGCUCACACCCUCUCUACUCAAAACCCACCUGAGCCAGAAACCUCCAUUCCUUCCCCAUCUGAACACCCAACAUCACCAGCCUCUGAACAUCACACUGAAACUCGCUCUGAAAACCCUGUUACCCAAACAUCUGACCCUCUCACUGAAAUUAUACCCACACCACCAGAACCUAUCCUUCCCACCUCUAAACCAGAACCUAUCUCUCCCACCUCUGAACCUGAACCUACCUUCCCCACUCUAGAAGAGGCAGUCACCUUAUUUGCCGAGUGUUUAUUGGAAAAGCUCAGGUCACUAUCUGAAAACUCUAAAAUCAGUGAUGAUCCCUCUACAGUAAGGAUUCACUGGAAUAGAGUAAUCGGACGGAUGACAUCUAAGGCUUUCAAGAUGAAAGGCAUCUCUGAACAAGUCAGAAACGACUUUAUCAAAGAAGCUGGAGAGAGGUUACAUACCCGUUUGGCCGGAGAGGAAGAAGAUAGAGCUCACAGAAAAUCUGAGGAAAAAGCUUGCUUAGAAAAAGAAGAGAAUGCAAGAAGAGAAACUGCAGAAAAGGCCUCCGCUGAGGCUACUGCUACUGAAGUUAAAGCCAAAGCCAAGGUUGACGCUGGAGAAGCAUCACACAUUUCUGUAGAAGAAGCUACCAAGGCUAAGGACAUUGCUCUGAGUCAGGGGGAGUCAUCUCACUCUGAUUUUUCCCCACUAGUGUUGAAGACUCUAGAGGAACUACACAAAGAGCAACAAAUUAUGAGAGCCAGACUGGAUCAACAGGACUCUGUCAACUCCAACAUUCAGAACCUGCUGACUCAGCUGUUGUAG
Messenger RNA from Lathyrus oleraceus (garden pea), 1251 nucleotides. RefSeq lists its product as uncharacterized. The record is from RefSeq and is a predicted model, not a curated record. The coding region runs from base 1 to 1251 and encodes 416 amino acids. Lineage: Eukaryota; Viridiplantae; Streptophyta; Magnoliopsida; Fabales; Fabaceae. The transcript has a single exon.